AUGAGCAGCCCCUUGGGACAGCUGCAGGAGGCGGUGGAGAUGCUGAACGACGCAGUGAAGGAGCGGGAGCGGGUCAUUGAGGCAGCGGCAGCGAGGGAGAGCCUGGAGCACCUGCUGGCAGAGGUGUGCCCGCGCCUGGAGGCCACCCAAUGCAGAGCCGAAGCCCUGGCUCGAGACACAGCCCAAGUGGAAAGCGGUUUCACCCUCGUGAAGAGCGAGAAGGACCUCCAGGGACUGCAGGGCUUGCUGAGCAGGCAGCGGGACAUGGAGUCUGCUGUGUGUGAGACCCUGCAGGGGCAGCUGGAGGAGCUGGAGAAGGCUGCUGCCYGCUUGGAAAAGCUCUGCCCAACUCAGAUGUGUGCCAUCGGCCCAAAGGUGCAGGGAGCCCUGCAAGCCUGGGAAGGGCUGCAGAAGCUGCUAAGGGAGAACAAGGCCCACGUGCAACAGGCUGCACGGCUGCGGCAGUUCUUCAAGGAUUAUUUAGCCAUGAUCUCCUGGACGGAGGACACACGGGCUCAGAUCUUCUCGGAAAGCCCGGGCAGCAAUAGCCUUUUGGAUAUUCAGUGUGAGGAACUGGAGAGAAAGAUUGAAGGCAAGUUCAAGGAGUUUGAGGAACUGGCAGCAGUGGGACAGGCACUGGUGACUGAGGAGCACUAUCUGAAUGCCCUCUUGGGACCAGAGCCCAGGAGCAUGGUGCCCCACAGUCCUCCCCCUGAGGAGGACGGUCUCCUCUGGGAUCCUUCUGAGACCUCCACUGUGUUGUUGCCACCACGAGGGRCUGGCAGCCUAGGGGGGACUGUCAACUUGAUCCUGAGCAUUGGCAAGAAGGGAGAGAAGAAGCUGCCACAGCUGGCAUUGGGUGGAGAACGGCCUGGGGAGGAAGCUCCACAAACGGCGAGCGCCUCUGCGUGCGUGGAGGAGCGCUACGGACAGAGGGCCGGGAAGAGCUCCACGGCGCUGCAGGUGGCAAAGCCAGCGCCUGCCGUGGCCGGCCGCCCGCCAGCACCCCGCGCUGCCACCACCCACACCCUGCCCAAGGCCGGCCCYGGCUCCAUCUUCAACAGCCUGCAGAGGAAGGAGAAGGAGAAGGCSGAGCACGCGCGGCUGCUGACGCUGCAGGGCAUCAUGGGCCCCAGCUCCCUGCAGCCGCUGCCCGAGGAGCGCCGCGGCCCCAGCAACACGUGGCCCUUGAAGUGCGGCCGCAGGAAGGCGCCGCCAGCGGCUCCCGGCGCCCAGCUCGGGGAGCUGCUGCUCUACGUGAAGAACCCCCUGGUGCGGGACAUCGACGCAGAGUGUGGGGCCGCCCCUGGGGUCCCCAGAGGCAGCCUCCCCCACCAUGGUGUGGAGCCUAGUGCUGUGCAGCCUGCUGACGGGCCAAGGAGCACCUGCCCCCACCUGGCACUUGGGUCCAUCCUCAGCGUGGAGUUACCCAAGGACUUGGCUGUCCUGGGCUGCCUCCGAGGCACUGCAGCGGCGGYGCAGCACGAGGAGCCGGAGGGGAAGGAGAAGAGGCAGGGCAGAGGGGCGAAGCACUGGGAGGYUGCAGGGACAAGCGAGCCCGGGUGGCAGGAGGAGGACGCAGAUGGGCCUGGCGCCCAGGGGCCAGGUGAAGGCCUGGGGAAGCCCCCCAAGGGCGAGCGAGGAACGUGGUUCGAAGAGGUGAGCUUCAACCCUAGCUACAGCCAGCGGAAAGUACGAGGCUUGGAGGMGGCCCGCUGCAGCAGCGAGGAACGGAGCAGCCCUGAGAGCGCCGGCGAAGACUUGCUGGACUUCAGGCUGAACCGGCUGUCCCGCAUCAGCGUGCUGCAUGAGCAGGUCGGCCGGGAGUGGGACGAGCUGGCCGCCAGGCUGGGCCGCGACGGCAGCGCCAGCACCACGGCGGCCGAGAGCGCACCCAGCUGCCAGGCCAGGCUGCGGGAGGCCACUCGCGUGGAGCUCAGGCCCUCUCCCACCGCCCCGAUGGCCAGGGCAGGUGCUGCCACUGGCCUUGUCCUGCUCGGGCGGCCGCCUGGCGGCAGGAAGCCCAGCAAGGAGGUCCUGGCAGGACUAUCCGAUGGGGGCCCGAACUCCCCUCCUGCUGCCCCACAGGGCUCCCGGGCUGCCCCCCAGCUCUCCGUGUUCGCCUGCGAGCUGGGCGGCCAGCAACGCAGCCCCGAGAGCCUGGGUGCAGCAGAGAUCUGCCACCCAGCGCACAAGCUGUUUGAGGAGGAGGAGGAGGAGCUGCAGGCCAUCUGGGAGCACGCGGAAGAGCAGAUGCCACCAAGCAGCACCCAACGCCUGCCUGCCAGCAGGACAGGCAGCCUGCAGAGCCCCGAUGUYGACAGCGGGCCCCUCAUCCUCUCGGCAACUAAUAACGUGCUGGUAGCCAAGUUCACCCUUCCCACCGCUGCACAGCUGCUGCACAGCCCGGUGGGAGAAAAGGGCCCCAGCGACAGGCAGAGGGGCGGCGGCAGCCCGAGCACACGUGGGGCAGCCCUUCCCUGCCUAGAGGCACCCCAUGGCAUGGGCCAGUCCGURUCCACGGCCUGGACAGACAGCCCCAGCUCACGGGAUCAACAUCAGGACGAGGAGCGAGAGGGCGGCAAGGCUCCUCCCAAUAAAAUGGAGUUUCAGAUGAUGGAGGGGACCCUGGAGAGGAAGCAUGUGCUGCAGACAGGAGGUAGAAGGGCGACCUGCCGUGCCUGGAGCCUCUUCCACGCGGUGCUCAUGCGGCAGACACUGUGCUUCUACCAGGACCGGAGGGACAGCCUGAAGAGCUCCGUGGUGGCCCUUCCCCUGAACCUCUCCGGGGCGAUCUGCACCCCAGACACAGAGUACACCAAAAAGACCAACUGCUUCAGGCUACAGCUGCGGGAUGGCUCUGAGUAUCUUCUGAGGGCCCCAUCCCAGCUGCUCAUGAAUGAAUGGGUCUCCAAGCUGCAGCAGAACUCAGGUUUCCCCGAAGUGGAUUACUUCCAGGCAGCAGCACAGAACGUCGAGAGCCCCGGCUCUGCUGCAGGUUUCAGCAAGGUCCCUGGGCCUGGAAGCUCCCACCUCCAGAGUCACUCUCAGGCCGUGACUGCCAAGAGCCCAGAGAUGGUGGUGUUACCMCGCACAAACACCAGGCUGCAGCUGCCUUUCGGGAGCCAGGAUGGCCCAGCAGACGCAGCAGCAUCCUCAGCAGAAGAAGCUCAUGGAGCUGCUAGCCACACAGCUGGGCACAGGGAGCACCAGUGGUUACCCAGUGGAUCCCCUGGGUCGUGGGACAACAGCUGCCCAGAAGAUGACUACGGCCUGGUGGCCAACAAGAGGAGGUCCUACUCGUUCACUUCAGCCACCUACCAGAAGAUCACGCCCAUAGCGGUGCCCAAGGAGCCUGUGGAGGCUGGGAGCAGCUACUCCGUCACGCUAUACAUUGGGGAGCAAGCACCAGCCGUGCCCAGGACGCGCUGCCACUCCUUUGUAGCCAGGCCAGGAAGUCCACGGGAGGUGCUAGGGGAGAAGACCCAGGCCCCCCCUCGCCCCAAGAACAAAUCUGUCUUCAAGAAGUUCUUUGGCAAGAAGGAGUGAGCCGCACACAAGGAGAAAAGCACAAGCCUGCCCCUUUGC
Messenger RNA from Nothoprocta perdicaria, 3588 nucleotides. RefSeq lists its product as uncharacterized. Gene Ontology annotation, molecular function: actin filament binding; phospholipid binding. Gene Ontology annotation, biological process: muscle cell development; actin cytoskeleton organization. Bases 1 to 3549 code for a protein of 1182 amino acids. The transcript has 14 exons. The record is from RefSeq and is a predicted model, not a curated record. Lineage: Eukaryota; Metazoa; Chordata; Aves; Tinamiformes; Tinamidae. Gene Ontology annotation, cellular component: plasma membrane; cell projection; cortical actin cytoskeleton.